AUGGCGCAGCGAGAUGAAGAGCACAAGCUCUUUGAGCAGCAUCGCAUAUGUAUUGUCUGCACCGACUCUCUCCCUCUUGAACAUGCAGAGCAGGUAUGUCGUCGGUCUCCAUCAUAUGGGCAAAGAUGGAUUUCAGCCUUAUUGCGAUCUCCAUCCAGUUGCCGCUUGACACCUUGUUUUGGCUUUGAACCGACUAUCGAGGAAUAUGGCGGCGAACCUUCUAUUCACCAGUCAACACCGACCAAGGAAGAUACAGCGGCUGCCACACACAUCAUUUCUAAUACAAUCAACUUUGAGACAUUCGAUCUUGCCUGCGAAGCCCUGAUCCCAGUAGUCCGGCCAUCAUGGCUACAUGAAUCUUUGAAGAGGCGGAAGCUCUCUAAUCCGCGACACUUCAGUCCAGAUCCGCGCCUUUUCAUGAACGAUGUGGUUGUGUGCUGCGGUGAUAUCCCAGAGGGCGACAAAGAGGCUAUUGUGGCAGGAGUUCUUGCGAGGGGCGGAUUGUACAGUCAGCGCGUCUCCGGCACUGUCACCCAUCUAGUGGACCUGACGGACACGUCCGACAAGGCGCGCCUAGCCCAGGCGAAGAAGCUUAAGCUGAAAAUCGUCUUGCCGCACUGGUUUGACGACUGCCUCAAGCUUGGCCAACGAAUUGACGAAGCACCUUAUCUCCUCCCCGACCCUGAAAUCCUGAGCGCCGGUCCCGAUGAUCCUCUUCGACGACGAGAGAAUAAGGGCUUGAAUGCUGCAUCGACGCCAGAUCCGUCGCAUAUGCCUGAUAUGAACAAGAAGCCCACCCCUCAUAGCUCAAAAGGGGAAGAACAAAGAAGCGUCUUCAAUGGCAAAACUAUUAUGCUGUCCCCAGACCUACGCAUUGGCGAGCGCCUUUUGGAAUCGAUUCAGUCUGUGCUUGAGUCUGGCGGGGCUACUGUGACAGGCAAUGUCUAUAACGCAGAUUGGGUGAUAUGUCGCUUUCGUGACGGGUUUGUUUACCGCACUGCCUCACGACUGGAAAAAGAAGUUGGUAAUCUUGCCUGGCUGUAUUCUUUGAUGAUCUUUAAUGAGUACACUCGGCCCCUGAGCAAGCUUCUCCAUUAUCCAGUCUCUCGCACGCCCAUCCCUGGUUUCGAAGGGCUCAAGAUCAGCCUUUCCAAUUACGUUGGUGAGGCUAGAAUCUAUCUUGAGAAUUUGAUUUCUGCCGCCGGUGCUGAAUGCACCAAAACUUUGAAGCAAGAGAACACUCAUCUCAUUACCGCGCAUGGCACAAGCGAGAAAUGCACUGCAGCUAGGGAAUGGGGUCUUCAGGUUGUCAACCAUCUAUGGCUGGAGGACAGUUACAUUAAAUGGAGACAUCAGCCGGAGUCCGACCCAUGCUACAGUCACUUUCCGCCCCGUACUAACCUGGGAGAAAUCGCUGGCCAUAAGAUGCUGGAUAUGCAGGUUCUGGAGCGAGUUUUCUUUGCUUCUGAAGAUACAGAAUCUCAAAGCCCCGAACCCGCGAUGCAGGAGAAGGACCAGAACGCUACCUCUAUGCCACCUCCUGAGCUGAAGCAGAUGGAUGACGAGAAUGCUCCUGCACCGCCACAAGACACACCUCAGGCAACUAAGAAAGCACGCCGGGUCUCAGAAAACAAGAAGAUUGAGACUCCGAUACGAUCUCGACUUCUCCCCGACGGGAAAGAAAACGACACUCCGUCUUCCACUAGCAGUCGAAAAUCUAAGGAAGCAGCCACAGCCCGUCUUCAUGAGUACGCCCCAGACUUUGCACUGUAUGAGAAAGAACGCAAACGUCGCGGUGGCGUUAUCUUCGGCGGCAGACGUAAGUCGGACGAAGACCGGGUUACCAUUAACCCUAAGAAGCGACGCUCGCUUGAUCCCCAAGAGGAGAGUGAAAACGAGGAAGUGAAGGAAGCCAAGCGGCCGAAAAAAUCUCGGCUGGAGAUCUCCAUGCACCUUUUAAUUACUGGCUAUCAAAAGUGGGUUGGGAAAGGCAAUGAAAAGAAAGAGGACGCAGAUAAGCGACACCUUCGAGACUUGGGUAUUAUGGUGGUUCAGGAUGCCCGCCGAUGUACUCACAUGGCGGCACCAUCCAUUCUACGAACGACCAAAUUUGUCAAUGCACUGGCCUACGCCCCAGCGAUCAUCAGCACCGACUUCAUCACAGAAUGUCUGAAACAGGAUAAGCUCCUGGACCCAAAGAAGUUCGGUCUGGUAGACAAAUCCGCCGAGUCAAAAUUCAACUUUUCUCUUGCCAAGGCCCUGAAGAACGCGAAGAAGAACAACAACCAGCUCUUGAAGAACUUCCGGAUUUAUUGCGUUGAGGAUAUCCGAGGAGGAUUCGAGGCCUUCAAGUCGAUCGUCGAGACAAAUGGAGGACAGUGUCUUCUUUACCGAGGGCGUCUUGGUUUGACAAACAGUUCGCGCCGAGAAGAAAGUGAUGACGAGGAUAGUGAGAUGGAAGAUGAUGAACCUGGACGCCAUGAGUGGGACCGAAUCCAAACAUGCCCGUCUUUGGACCAAGUUCCGCCAGGGGGCGGGGAAAUAAAGAAGACGCCACGCAUCCUUCGAGUGGACUGGCUUCUUGAUAUGGCUAUGUCUCAGGAGCUGAAGCCGGCAGAAGGGUAUGAGCUGACAGAAGAGAUGGUAGAUAAGGAGUAA
This is a messenger RNA of Penicillium chermesinum, 2658 nucleotides long. RefSeq lists its product as uncharacterized. Bases 1 to 2658 code for a protein of 885 amino acids. The record is from RefSeq and is a predicted model, not a curated record. Gene Ontology annotation, biological process: double-strand break repair; DNA double-strand break attachment to nuclear envelope. Lineage: Eukaryota; Fungi; Ascomycota; Eurotiomycetes; Eurotiales; Aspergillaceae. Gene Ontology annotation, cellular component: Cul8-RING ubiquitin ligase complex; nucleus. The transcript has 5 exons.